This is a messenger RNA of Gossypium raimondii (Peruvian cotton), 424 nucleotides long. Its product is annotated as acyl-acyl carrier protein thioesterase TE3, chloroplastic-like. The transcript is spliced from 4 exons. Gene Ontology annotation, molecular function: fatty acyl-[ACP] hydrolase activity. The record is from RefSeq and is a predicted model, not a curated record. Gene Ontology annotation, cellular component: chloroplast. NCBI's taxonomy places the organism in Eukaryota, Viridiplantae, Streptophyta, Magnoliopsida, Malvales, Malvaceae. The coding region runs from base 2 to 424 and encodes 140 amino acids.
AAUGACUUCGUUCCAUGAGGUUGAGCUUAAAGUCCGUGACUACGAACUGGAUCAGUAUGGAGUUGUUAAUAAUGCUGUUUAUGCAAGUUGUCAACACGGUUGCCAUGAACUACUUGGAAGUAUUGGUAUUAGCUGUGAUGAAGUUGCCCAUACUGGUGAUUCAUUAGCACUAUCAGAGUUGUCGCUCAAAUUUCUUAGACCUUUAAGGAGUGGAGACAAAUUUGUUGUUAAGGCGAGAAUUUCCAACUCCUCAGGGGCUCGCCUGUACUUUGAGUAUUUCAUCUUUAAGAUGGCAAAUGAAGAGCCUAUUCUGAAGGCAAAGGCCACAGUUGUAUGGCUUGACAAAAAUUAUCGUCCUGCUCGUAUUCAUCCAGAAUUCAGAUCAAAAUUUGUUCAAUUCCUUCGUUGUAAGGAACCUAAUUGA